AAAACGGCCAAUUAUUGUCAUCCACACACAAGUACGUGUAUAGGUGUGGUAUGGAGAACAAGAGUUGUAUCUGAGGCACGGAGUUAAGACUAGUGUAAUUCCAGGAGCGUGUAAGAGCGUCAUGGAUAAAGCGAAACUAGCGCAGCUGAGAUCAGCGAUAGGGAAUGUUGGGGACGCGUUAGUCAUCACGAGCCUCGGCGCCGACACCGGUGCCUUUACAGUCUGUUUUCAUCGUCGUGAUGGUUUAGUGAUGUAGAUUUUCGAGACGCAGAGGCGGGAGCGCCGUGUCUUCACACAUAGUGCACUUUGUUUCUCUUAUCGGUUUGGGUGAAAAAACAGACUAGACAUGGAUACGCCGAGGGAAACCAGGAAACAAACAAUCAAAGCCAAGUCGGCCAAGCGCAAGAAUAAGACGCACAAGUCCCGAAAGCUGUUCAGAAGGAAAUCGUUAAAAUCGCUUGGAAAUUUUAUGAGCAGGAUUGUCAAAACUUUGGGCACUUUGGCAAACUUGGGGGACGCGGACCAGCCGGACGCGGUGGUGCAGGAUGAUGAUGGUGGGUUUGGAGACACUCUGAGCGCCCAUAACUCUGGGAAUUACAGAGAGAACUCGGCGAGGAAGACCGCUGCGCCCUCAUCUUCUUAUGGAUCCGUCAAAGAAAGACUGUCCUGGUGCUACGGCGAGAAAACCCCGGGAGUUCAGGGUCUGAAGAAUCAUGGAAACACCUGUUUCAUGAACGCCGUGGUGCAGUGCUUGAGUAACACGGAACUUCUUGCCGAGUAUUUGGGUCUGGAGCAGUAUAAAUGUGAAUUAAAUGAGCGGAGGAUCAACGGGAGGAUGAAGAAUGAGGAGGUCAGAGGGGAGGUGACGGAGAAGCUGGCAUCGCUGGUCAGGGCGCUCUGGACUCUCGAUUACACGCCUCAGCUGUCGGUGGAAUUUAAGAGUGUUGUGUCCAAGUAUGGCUCUCAGUUCAAGGGGAAUGCUCAACACGAUGCUUUGGAGUUCCUUCUGUGGCUCCUGGACCAUGUGCAUGAGGAUGCCAGCCUCUCCACAAACAACAACCAUAGCAGCAAAACCAAAUCAUCUAGCCAGGGUUCUGUGAGAUUGGAGGAGAGUUCAUGCCCCAGCCCAGCAAACUCACAGCAGCCUGGAACUCGACACAGUUUCGUACAGGAGCACUUCCAAGCUCAGUACAGGUCAUCAUUGACGUGCCCUCAUUGCCUUAAACAGAGCAACACCUUUGACCCUUUCCUGUGUAUUUCACUUCCAAUCCCACUGCGACAGACCAGGGCCCUGAAUGUGAUUCUGGUGUUCAACACUGAAGUUCAGCGGUUUCUGAGAGUAGGGUUGGCCGUGCCUCUGUUUGGGUCUGUCUCAACACUCAGGGCCAUGGUAGCAGAGGAGGGCAAGAUCCCUCCAGACCAGGUGAUUUUGACAGAGAUGAGCUCAAAUGGGUUCCAGCGCUCUUUCUCUGAUGAAGAUGAUAUGACGAGUAUCUCAGAGAGUGAUGUCACCUACGCCUUUCAGGCUCCACCCCUCUUCACCAGAGGAGGCUCCAUGCGAUUCUCAGGGUUCCAUCACUCCCUCCCUUCCUCGCCCUACACUGCAGAUCCCGAAGGUUACAGGUUACCACCCUCAGGGACGUUAUCGUCAGAAUUCAUGUAUCAGGGUGGUUCUCCAAAGAUCCUUCUGUUAAUCUGCAAUGUUGCUGGGUCUGGCCAACAAGCUACAAGGUUUGGGCCUCCAUUCCUGAUGAGAGUAGAAAAGACUCUGUCUUGGGCUCAUCUGCAACAGAGUGUCUGCAAUAAGCUUUACUUAUUUAAAAAAAAUGCAAUCAUAAAGACUGCUGAACUGUUUAGGAUGCGUGUGGUGGGUGGGUCAGCUUCAUGCAGUUACCUGUCUCCCCACGACAGCAGACCUCUCUGUCACCCGACCGUGGACAGGGCCCUGAAAUUAUGUGGUCCUGGUGGUCCUCUGCAUGUGAAGCUUGUGAUUGAAUGGGAGAACAGAAUCAAAGAGAGUCUCUUUGGUAACAUUCAAGAGGAAGUUAUUGAGGAUGCAGAGAGUGUGAAGAUCCAGCAGCAGAAUCAUGUACAGCAGCACAGCUGCACGCUGGAUGAGUGUUUUCAGCUUUACACCAAAGAGGAGCAGCUGGAACCAGACGAUGCAUGGAAGUGUCCUCACUGUAAGCAGAUGCAGCAGGGGAUGGUGAAGAUGAGCUUAUGGACCCUGCCUGACAUCCUCAUCCUGCACCUCAAGCGGUUUCGGCAGGUGGGCAAACGGCGAAAUAAGCUCUCCACUCUCAUUCGCUUUCCUAUAAGUGGCCUGGAUAUGACUCCCCAUGUGGUGAAACGCAGUCAGAGCAUGAAGAAUCUGGCCCCGUGGCCUUCAACUUGGAAACAUGGAGAUACUGACUUCCUUUACGACCUGUAUGCAGUCUGCAACCACCACGGAGGCAUGCAUGGAGGCCAUUACACAGCCUACUGUAGGAACUCAGUGGAUGGCCAGUGGUACAGUUAUGAUGACAGCAGUGUAGAGAUUGUGCCAGAAGAGGAACUGUGCACACGGGGGGCGUAUAUCCUGUUCUAUCAGAGAAGAAAUGUCAUCCCGCCCUGGUCCGCCAACAGCUCGGUCAGAGGUUCCACCAGCUCCUCCAUGUCAGAUCACUGGCUCAUCCGUUUGAAUGGUGAUAGCAAAAGAGGAAGUAUGGUUUCACGGUUUUCCACAACAUGCCCUUCUUCCAUCCCAGACUCCCCAGAGUCUCCCGUCUUUCAAAAUGAACCCUCAAUGGAAGAGAGAGUGUCUUUAGGUGGGUUCGAAAGCAGACCUUUCGUGCGAGGAAUCCAAGGGCGUAGCGUAAGCAUGAAAAGUCCCACCAAGACCAGGGUGCUCCCACUGCGAUGGUCCUUUGGAAACAAAGACCGCCACAAAGCUGCCCAGCAAGCUCCUGGCCAGGCUCCUGCAGAGCUGGUGGAGUAUCUAGAAUCUGGCAGAAGGCCAAGAUGCACCAAAGACCCCAUUGUUGCCCUAAUGACUCGGCCUUCAGAUAAAGAAAGUGGUAAAGAUAACGAUACAAAAAAACCCACAGCCAAAUAUUCAAGCCACAGCAGCCCCGGACCUCUAGAGCAUCUCAAAAUACUGCAGGGUCAAGAAAUAAGUAGCUCAGAGAAAGCAAUGGGCCAACAACCAAGCAGCAGCAGUAGAGCAAGAGAAGAUGGAAGUUUGACCAGACGGAGCAGCAGAAAAUCGAAACAGGAGCGAUCGCAGUCCAGAAACAGCUCCGGCACAGGGAUCCAAUCCAAUUCCAUGGGUCCAAGAGGGUGGGAAACAACAAAGAGGGAUGAUCCAAGCAAGGAGCAAGACCAACUAGAGGAGAAACAGAGAAAGGGCCAGGAGUCAAAACGUUCUGAUAGUGUCUUUGCAUUCCUUAAAGGCGGUUUCAUGAAGAAAGACUCGCUUCGGAGGUCUCGAGACAGUGAAUCUGUGAAAAGGGGUGAUGCAGAGGUGAAGAGUCCAUCUGGAGAUUCUCUCUCCAAUGGCACACACAAUAGAACUUCAGAAGCUCAAGCUAAAGGCACAAACCAAGUUCGUAGCAGACUCGGUGGCGAAUUUGCUAAUGGCAAGUUGAGUCAUGGGUCAUCAGACAUGAAACGCUCACAAAGUUCUUCCAAUAUUCAAACCAAGGCUGAUCUAAGUUUAAGAAGAACAGCAUCUUUACACAGGAAUGGCACAUUGGCGGCCAAGCCGCAGAGUGUUCCUAUGGACAGGGGCUCUCAGACCACCCUGCAACGCACACGCUACAGCACAAACUCACUGGGCAGAAAGAAGGCAGUACCUGAAUCAAGCUUCUGAGACUUACUUCACUACACCCAAAUAUCACAACAGCGUAGCAAAUAUCUAAAAGCCCACGUAAGACCUAUGGUAAGAAAGAUAGGUUUGAAAUGAUGGCAGCACAAUAUGAAGUUGAACAUACAUUUGGAACUAGUGGAUGAUAUUUUUGUUUGCUUUUUUCUGCUAAUAUGAAGUGCCUGUGAACCAGAGCUAUUUUUUUAAUUGUCAGUUUGUGUUUUGGCACUGGAAGUACAUUAUACGCUGGCCUCUGCACCAUCAUUUUGAAUUGAAAAAUGAUUUGCCUUGGAUUUGAUCUUUAUGUGUCACUAAAUCGAUUUAUCACCUCUAAUACAUGAAGGGAAUAGUUAUAUAUAACUUUUUUUUUUUUUUUUUUAGUUCUUUUAUGAUUCUGCCGAUUGUACUGACUGGCUGCUAACCUCCCAUGGGUUUUCAUGACAUUUAACAAAGAUGUCAGUUCUUGCACUUUCAGUGAAUUUAUUGCACCACUGUCUGACUUAAACGUGUUCUCAGACCAAAACAUAGAGCUUAUUCAUUUUUCCUUGUUUUGCAGUAUGCAUUAAAUAGAUAUUUACAAAUCUGAAUUAUAAAAUUACUUUUAAAAAGUAUGAAAUCAUACUGAAUUUAAAUGUGUGCUUUAGGUGAGAUAUAUUUCAAUGGAUGGCAUGUUGACAACACAAUGUAUUAGAACAGCUAAGUAAAACAGGGUCACUUAUGAAAAGCACAAUCACAAUAACCUCACUUUAUCGCCACUGGUUUAAUCUACUGUAUAACCUAACCACCUAAACCUAGUUUGAAUGCAGUAACAAGAGCCUGUUUAACUUAAACGAUAGUACACCAAAAAUUAAAGCUGUUUAUUCACCAUCAUGUUGUUCCAGACAUGUCUGACUUUUUUUUUUAUACAAUAGACCACAAAAGGACAUGUUAAGCAGGAUGCUCAUGCUGCUCUUUCCUAUUCAAAGAAAGUGAUUGCUAACCAGCAUGCUCUAAAAUGACACCAUUAACCCCUACUGUGUCUUGUUUGAGCCAUACAUUUUACUAGGGCCUCUAUAUGAUAAACAAAUCAAAAAGUUACUAAAAUUCUGUUCUACAUGUUUAACACAAUCUUCCACAUGUCUUCUGCCCUCUGAUUGAUGAUAUAUG
Molecule: messenger RNA, 4990 nt
Organism: Carassius carassius (crucian carp)
Lineage: Eukaryota; Metazoa; Chordata; Actinopteri; Cypriniformes; Cyprinidae
Product: ubiquitin carboxyl-terminal hydrolase 43-like
Exons: 15
Coding region: 347-3850 (1167 amino acids)
Biological process (GO): protein deubiquitination
Molecular function (GO): cysteine-type deubiquitinase activity
Source: RefSeq, a predicted model, not a curated record